AGUGCUCGCCAGUCCCGCCACCGUAAAACCACAGUAGAAAGUGCAAACAAACCUUUCGUUUAUCAGUUGCUCGUAAAGUUCUUUUCUCUAGCAUUGGGCUGUGAAAUAUAUAAAAAUUACUUUCAAAUUGUUAGAAACGUAAAUAUCUAUUUGCCUAAUAUACACAAUUAUAGCAUAAUUGAGAGAGAGACUGUACUUGUGUUGAGUAGUUUUAAUUGUAACCUUAUUUAACCUAAAAUUGCAAUAUACUCUUUACACACAUUAUUUAAAUUGUCUGCGAUAAUGCAGUUACAUUUACGAAUUUUACGCAACAAGAUUAAUAUUUGACAACAAGGAAGGAAAGACAGUUGCAAGUGAAGCUAUGUCGAACCAGUCAAGCUCCAAGUCGGCUCGGAAAAUCACAAAGUCUAGCGUGGGCAAGGCUAUAAAACUCAUAAUGGAACGUAACGUGGAGAGAAAAAAGAGUGGAACAAGUACGAAGGAAAUUGCAAAUAGUCUGAAAGUUGCCCAUUAUUGUAAAAGGUUCAACGGCGAUAAGAAAAGUAGAACGUCAGUGGUAGGAUUUUCAAAGAGCUUGGCACUGUUAGAGAUGCGGUCCUAUAUCGCCCGUCAAGACUGGAAACAUGCGUUAAAUUUAUUUCUUAGACUUGUCGAAUACCCUGUUGAAUUAGAGCCUUUAAUAUGGAGAUACGCAUUUAUAAUUUUAUUACAUACAAACGAUACAUCGCAUCUCCAUAGAUUCUUCGAACAAUGUAUUGGUAGUCAUUCAAAUAAUAGCGCUUUGUUAGAAAAGUUAUUGUCAUUGCCUCUAAAGGAUGAGGAUUGAUUUCGUCUUUCAAUGUAUACUUGUAAUACCGUACGUCCGUGUUAAGUCAUGUAAUAUAUAGUACAUUUGUUAGAUACAAAUCUUUGUACAAUGAUUGCAUUACAUCUGAUUAUAUUAUAUGCCGCACGAUA
Messenger RNA from Vollenhovia emeryi, 957 nucleotides. RefSeq lists its product as uncharacterized. Bases 362 to 826 code for a protein of 154 amino acids. The record is from RefSeq and is a predicted model, not a curated record. The transcript has 2 exons. Lineage: Eukaryota; Metazoa; Arthropoda; Insecta; Hymenoptera; Formicidae.